Messenger RNA from Malus domestica (apple), 10058 nucleotides. Lineage: Eukaryota; Viridiplantae; Streptophyta; Magnoliopsida; Rosales; Rosaceae. The record is from RefSeq and is a predicted model, not a curated record.
CCUGUCCGCCUGCCUGGCCGUAUUAACCAAAAAAUCAGCAAGUAUAAACCUUUGCUGUCUUAAACCCUUUACCAAACAAAACCCCCUCCCCUCUCGUCAACACUCCCACUCUCCCCACCUUCCGUCUUCCCGCCAUCUUCUCCGGCCCAAACCACCCAAUUUCCGCCAGGAAACGAAACCCUAGCUCCACUCUCUCACGCUCAGACCGCCGGGUUCGUCAUCGGAGCUCCGGCGGCCUCCGAUGGUGACUUCCAGAGACGUCCAGGAGAUCGUCUCCAAGCUCUCCUCCGAUAAAGCCAAGACUCGAGAAGAAGGGAUAAAGUUUUUGAAUACAUGGUUAGAAGGAGAAAGAUCGAUUGGUUUCUGUAAAUAUCUUGGAAAGAAGACUGCAGAGCUUAAACCAGAUGAAAUUCCUCACUCUGAGACCUGGCCUUUCUUUACUAAUUUGCUGAUUCAGUGUGCUUCAUUGGAGAUAUCCUCCUCAAGCAAGCGGCGAUUGCCCAAGUUGAUAUGUGCAAAGAGUCUAAGGAUAGUUGUGCAACACGCAGAGGAUGAUAAGUUUUCAGGCAAGCGGUUGCCUUUGUUAGCUGUGGUUAAAAAUCUUUUUAAUCAUAUAUGUGAGGUCUUACAUAAUGAUAAUGUCCCAAGCUUUCAAUUGGAAUAUGGGAUUAUUCUCCGGCAUCUAUUAACUGUCAGAGACUAUCGAUUUCAGAUGAAGAGGCGCACCUAUUGCAGCCUAAUACAGAAGUACAUGGAUAAGAUAGACGAAAGCUUGAGCCAAUAUAAUACCAAGGAGGAGGUCUUUCGCUGCAUUCUUACUCUCCAUUCACUUUUGGAGAAUCCCCCUGGAGAUUUCCUACCAAAUCUUAGGGAAGAGAUUGUUGAGUGGUUUGUCAGAAUUUUUUCUCACAUUAGGGAUGAAGGAAAGAUUUCACGCAAACUUAUGGACUGCAUUAAUACAUUUUUGUUGAAAGAUGGUCCAAAUUUGGGUUCUGAGUCCUUGGAGAUCCAUAAUGCUGUGCAGCAAUUUGUGUUCCGGUGUUGGCUGACAACCCAUGAUCGAGCCCUUAAGGAUGCACUUAUUUUUUAUGCAAGGUUACAGCUGAAUAUGACUAGAGGUGCUGCUGAUGGUAGUUUUUUGGUACAUCAACUUCUUGACAUAGUUUACAAGGAGCUGGAUCAAAGCUACGUAUCCAAUACUAAUGUGCCUAGGGCUGAUGGAGCUAAAGAUGACAAGUUUGGAAUUUUAAGUAGCUCACAUUGUGGUUUGGUUGAGCUUGCAGCUGCUGUACUUUAUCGGGUAUCUACUCCAGACAUUCAGCUUGUCAACAUGACUAAAGCACCGUCAACUGAAAAGCGGGUCAAGAGAGAGCAUGCUGCUGCACAAUUGAGAGAGGCUCUCAUGAAAGGAAAAUGGUUAUGGAAUGCUUCAUUUUGUUGUCUGAUUCGUAAGUACCACACACACAUUAGUAAGGAUCUUUUCAUGUACUGGUUCGAGGGCAUAUGUGCAAGCUUUCAAAGAAUUUUGAAUGAUGCAAACAUGGUACAUUCUUAUGAUGGUCUGCUAUGGACACUGAGGAGCUUGCAGGAACUUUCUUCUGUGCUGUUGCUUCCAGAUUCAAAGUUGAAGAAACUGUCAAGCUCGUCUCCCUUGAAUGAGUUUGAUUGUGGUUGGCAAGUAGUGUGGAGUUGCCUGAUGCAGGGGUUGCCAUUGUUUAGUAAUGUAGCUGCAGUUGUAGAUGCUGCCCUGGUGCUCCUUGGAAACUUAAUUUCAAAUGAUCUUGUGCAUAAAUGUGUAGUACCUCAGGAGGUUUGGGACCUUAGGUUAUUCAAACAAAUGCCAUCAGUGUCUGUCUUGUACUUUAUUUCAUGUUACUUCUCGAGGAAAGGUACUCAAGGUGAUGUUCGUGACAUUUUACAUCUGAGAAAAAACCUCCUGAGAGAACUUCUGGGUCAACUUCAGUUGAUGGAGUCUUCCAUGCUUAAUGAGCACUUGGUGGUAUUGUUACCUGCAGCUGUUUAUGCUCUCUGUGCCGGUUGCACUCCUUUUGAUCAAUGGUGUAGAGGACUUCCUUUAUCUUACUCUUUUGUCGAUAUUACUGAGGCUGUUGAUAAGCCAGAAGAUCCUGAGCACGAUUGUCUGCAUGGGCUGUUUGACUGCAAUGUGGAAGUUCUCGCUAGUAUCAAUCCAGGUUCCAGCGUUGAGGUUCUUCCAUCCCAAACCCAUCCAAGUGUAUGGCUUCCGCGACAAUUAAGGGAUCCACUGUUUUUUGAGAUGGAAACCUUUAUUCUUGAAUCUCUAGUAGAGAAGGAGAUGGGAAGGAGGCCUCUAUCUGAUGUGUUCUUUAUAUGUACGCUAUUGUCAAACUUCAUCUAUGGUUCAAUAUUGACAAGGCAAAGAGAGGAAGCAUCAUUAUUCCUUUCAAAAUUGGGCCAAUACCUGUUAGAAUGGCUGGAUUGUGCAGUUAAGGCCACCCAAGGAAACCACAAUGAUAUUCUGCCUCUUGCUUGCUUGGGCUCAGAUCUUGUCUCUAAUGGAACAAGCUCCAUUGUUGCUUCCUUAAAGAGUUUUCUUUACUCCCCUAUAUUCAUGAGGUGGAGAGAUCAAAAUCAUGCGGAUGUUGACCUUUAUGGUGCUAUCAUGCAAAUGAUGGAGAGGCUUUUAAAAUCAUUGGCUAGUGUGUAUGAAGAAUACUCUAGCAGUGCAAGUAGUCAUAAGUUUGAUGUGACUCAGCAAGACUUCUCUUCUGAUAGAAGUAAAAUUAGGAUCAUGGACAUGGAGUUGGAUGUGAAUGAUGAUUCCAAAGAUGUGGAUGUAUUAACUAUUGGUGAUAAAAUUGGUGGUGGUGUAUCCUCUUCCAUAGAGAAAUGGAAGCUGGGCAUGAUUUUGCUUAUUUCAAAUUUUUUCUCAGUUUCACACGUUACUUGGGAUGUCCUAUAUGAUCUCUUGUCAAAAGAAACUGAUCAAAUGGUUCGUGAAAAUAUUCUGCUCUUUCUUUGUCAACAUCCAUACUGGUCAUCUCAUGAAAAUCUUACAGACAUGAUCAAUUUAAUGAAUGAAAUGGUUAAGAUGCAAGCCAGACUUAAGCUUGAUAGUGCUAUGGUGUUAUCUGCUAUCCGUGGUUUGUUGGGCACCUUAUCAUCCUUGGACUCUAUCAGGAAGGAUAAAUUUGUCAUCGUCUCUUUGGGGCAAAGAGGAUAUGAGCAGAGCUUGAUGCAUCUUGGAGAUUUGGUGAACAAAGUUGCUGAAUGUGAUCUUGACUGGUUUUGUCGUGCUAAGCUAAUUGAUUGCAUAUGCAAUUUUAUUUUACUUAGUCCUCAAAUUGGUCAGACACUGAUUGAAAGGUUGCUGUUGAUGUUCCGAGAUCCUGAUUAUCGAGUUCGGUUCUCCCUGGCUAGACAAAUUGGUGUUCUUUUCCAAACAUGGGAUGGACAUGAAGAAUUAUUCCAUGAUAUUUGUUCCAACUUUGGUGUUGUGUUGGUGUUUUUCUCUCAAGAAAAAUGUGUUGCUGCAAGUGAGGUCAUAGCGGCCGGUCCACAGCCUCGUCCCACAAUGGAGACUGUCAUUAUUACUCUUAUGCAUCUUGCUUUGCAUAGUGAGAAAAUAGAGUUCGAGGCUGUAUUCAUGAUAUGUGUGGUUUCUGCUAUUGAUCCUUGUCAGAGGGAAUUGGUCUUUGCAGUACUUGAUAAUCUCUCCAGCCAGCUGCAUUAUACAAAUAGGUUCAAGUACCUGGAGGAGAUUAUAGGAUCAAUUCUCUUUUGUUGGAUUGCUUGUGGUGUAAGCCUUGCUGCACUUGUGGAGAUUAGGCAAUUGUUUGUAUCAGAUUCGGAACCUAGUUAUUUCAUGCAGUAUUGCUGUCAUUGGCUUCUCCCGGCUCUACUUCUGCAUGGGGACAGCUCCAAUCUCAGCUGGGUUGCCAAGAUUGCUGGUCAGCCUCUGGAAGUUCUGGUGAAAAAUCACUUUGUGCAGAUUUUUUCAGUUUGUAUGGGAUUGCAUUGUAGUAAGAAAUCUGGGUGGGAAAAGGGAGCAGAUGUGCUUCAGAAUUCAGUUUUGCGUCUUGCUCAGAUAUCUGAGAAUGAGCGGGACAAACUAAUUAAGAAACAUAUGGCAUCUAUUGUCAGCCACAUUCUGUCUCUUGGCUCGUCUGCAUCAAACCCUGCAGUUCCAUUCUUUUCUAGGAACACGAUUGCAAGUGCAAUUCAAACAGUUGUUGACGGAUUUUUGGAGAAGGAGGAUUAUGCUACAAGUAUCUGUGUUGUUGACAAGAUUAACAUUUUUCGACCAGAUAGGGUUUUCAAGUUUAUAGUGGAACUGCACUAUAAGAUUGCAGCAGCAACUCACCAUAGGCAUGCAUGUCACCGGCUUGUUGGAGUUGAGGUGCUUAUAGAUAUUCUUGGGUAUAGAGCUGCUGUUGCUAGCACGUCCAAUUAUCUUUUCAAUUUGGUUGGGCAAUUCAUUGGCUGCCAGGCUUUACUAGAUCAAUGUUGUCGUAUCAUUUCUGCACUGCUGAAAACUUUUAAAAGUAAACCAUCAAAAGAAAUUAUCUGUGUUCUGGGUGAGCAACUUCAGUUUUUAGUGUCAAAGUUGGUGACAUGUUGCAUUCCCUCUGAAGCUAAGGGAGAAGAAUCUGGCAGAUCAUCCCAAGUCUUAUCUUUGCUGCUCCAGCUUACUGUGGAUUCUGAUCCAUCUCUUUAUGAUUAUAUCAGAGAAUUGGAACCCUUCCCUGAAAUAGAUAUCUUUGAUGGGAUUAGAAAGUUCCAUCAGGAAUUAUGCCAAGCUUACUCUUCAAGAGAUCAUUUGUUGAAGUUUGCUGAGAGAUCUUGUUACCUUCCGCCGAGAUUACUUCUGUGGAGUCUCCAAGCACUACACAAGAAGUUUCUUUUGGGUGAGACAUUUCAAAGGAAAAAGAAAGCAGUAGAACUUGUGAACGAUACAUAUUGGCAUCAUGACCAUGAAAUUACCAAUGCUGUUUGGUCACUUGUCCGCACGUGUGGCUUGGAUGAUACAAAUACCGUUGGAGUUUUGCUCUCUGAUUUUAUAUCUAGGGUUGGAAUUGGGGACCCACAUUGUGUUGUUUUUCAUCUUCCAGGAAACUCUAGUAACAUCCAUGUCUGCCGACCUAUUAAUCAUGACUCUUCUAUAGAAGUCAAAUUUCAGAUGGAUACCGGCUUAUCUGAAGAACUUUUGGUUAUGCUUUUAAAACUUCUGAAGAAAUACUUGAUGGAUGAUUCCGUCAAAAUAGUAGAUAUGACAUCUCAAGCUCUUCGGGGAAUUCUUUCAACUCAAAGAGGUCAAAGUGCCCUGUUGUCUUUUGAUUCUUAUGAGAGGUCUCUUAUUGAGGUUCACUCUAAGGGUGUCAACAUUGAGCUGGUGGAAAAGCUCCUUUUGGAUCUGGAUAUUAAGUUUAAGGCUGAAGCAAUUCCAUUAGAGAACUCUACUGUAUGGGCAACACAGGGUAAAACUUUUGAUACAUGGAUUUGUCCACUUGUCUUCUCACUGAUUGGUUAUUGCAAUGACGUAAUACUGAGAUUAUGUCAGGAUAUUGUGUUAGCAAAAGCUGAAGCUGCGGAGCUUCUUUUACCAAGCCUUGUUGUCAAUCUUGCUGGAAGGAAGGAUAUAGAUGUUGACCUCUUCAAAUUAAUCUCUUUGCAGGUGCAGGAAUCUAUAUUUACAGACUCUAAUAAGUUAAUCAAAUCAAUUCAAAUUUGGUUGAAUGCUCUUAAUGAACUUCGGUUAUGUCAUGUGAUACAAAAAUCUUCAUCGUUCCCAUCAAGGGCGGAAAUAUCUAAGAGCGCUAAACCUGCUAGUUGUAGUUCUAAAUCCCGUUCCACCCCCGGAAAGGCCAAAGAUUCAGCUCCUACAUUAAGUGCAGCGGCAAUGUCGACGUCUUUAUGGGACAAGGUUUAUUGGCUUUCUAUUGAUUAUCUUGUCGUUGCCAAGUCAGCAGUCAUUUGUGGCUCAUACUUUACUGCUGUGAUGUACGUGGAGCAUUGGUGUGAAGAGCAUUUCAACAGCCUCACACUGGGGAGCCCUGAUUUCUCUCACAUUGAAGUGUUGCCACAUCAUAUCGAAAUACUUGUCGCUGCGGUCACUCAGAUCAAUGAACCUGACAGCUUAUAUGGGAUCAUCCAGUCACACAAGUUGAGCUCUCAAAUCAUUACCUUCGAGCAUGAGGGAAACUGGAGCAAGGCCCUUGAGUACUAUGACUUGCAAGUACGUUCGGCUGCCUUGGUACCGGUGGAUUUUGGUUCCAGAAAUUUGUCAAUGGAAGAGACUCAACCAACAGAUUGUUUAUCCAAUCCCAUAUUGGAAAAUGCGAUGAGGCAGAGGAAACCAUAUAAAGGUUUGAUUAGGUCAUUGCAGCAAACUGGUUGUAUGCAUGUUCUGGUGUAUUGCCAAGGAUUGACAACUCGGAAGGGACAGUUUGAUCAUGAUCUGGAGUUUACUGAAUUGCAGUAUGAGGCUGCUUGGCGUACUGCAAACUGGGAUUUCUCCUUACUUUAUGUUGGUGACAAUUCUAUUUCAUCAAGUUUGCACAUCAAAAGUGAUAAUUUCAAUGAAAAUUUGCAUAGUUGUUUGAGGGCACUGAAAGAGGGAGAUUACAAUGAAUUCCAUGGAAAGCUGAGAUAUUCAAAGCAGGAGCUUGUGUGGUCUGUUUCUCGUGCAAGUGAAGAAAGUACUGAGCACAUAUAUUCAGCAAUAAUUAAACUUCAGAUCCUUUAUCAUCUUGGCAUGGCUUGGGAUUUACGUUGGACAUCAUCUGAUUAUGAUGAGGGUAUAAGUUUUCAUCCAAAGGUGGAAGAAAUGAAUUCUGAACCUAUAAUCCCUACCAUGGAUCAGUUGUCUUGGCUGAACAUGGAUUGGAGUUCCAUUUUGGAACGGACACAGUUACACAUGAAUUUACUGGAGCCUUUUAUAGCGUUCAGGCGAGUGCUACUUCAAAUCUUAAGCUGUAGGGAGUGUACGGAGCAACAUCUUCUGCAGUCCACUUCUACCCUCCGUAAGGGUUCUAGAUUUUCUCAAGCGGCUGCAGCCUUGCAUGAGUUUAAGUUGCUGUGUGUCGAAUCAGGAGAGCAAGAUUCAUCUCUAUACUGGCUUGGAAGGCUUGAAGAAGCAAAGCUUCUGCGUGGCCAAGGUCAGCAUGAGAUGGCAAUCAGCCUUGCAAAAUAUGUCUCGCAAAAUUUCGUGUCCAAUGAAGAGUCUUCAGAUGUUCAUCGCUUGGUUGGGAAGUGGCUGGCAGAGACUAGAUCUAGCAACUCAAGAACUAUUUUAGAGAAGUAUUUGAAGCCUGCUGUUUCGCUUGCUGAGAAUCAGAAGUAUACAAAAGAGAUGUCCAGAGGUAGACAAAGCCAAACACAUUUUCAUCUUGCACAUUAUGCAGAUGCUCUUUUCAGGAGUUAUGAAGAAAGACUUACCUCUAAUGAAUGGCAAGCAGCAAUGCGUUUAAGGAAACACAAGACAAUGGAACUGGAAGCACUUAUUAAACGGCUAAGAUCUUCUACAAAGGGAGAGAAGAGUGACUAUUCGGUCAAAAUUCAAGAGUUGCAAAAGCAACUUGCAAUGGACAAGGAGGAGGCUGAAAAACUCCAGGAAGACAGGGACAAUUUCCUCAGCCUAGCAUUGGAGGGAUAUAACCGUUGUUUGGUUGUUGGUGACAAAUAUGAUGUGCGAGUGGUUUUUCGGUUAAUUUCCCUGUGGUUCUCUCUCUCUUCAAGGAAAAAUGUCAUAGAUAGCAUGCUUGCUGCAAUCAGUGAGGUUCAGUCUUACAAAUUCAUCCCUUUAGUGUACCAAAUUGCUUCAAGAAUGGGUAGCUUAAAGGAUUGUCCAGGACCUCAAAAUUUUCAGUUUGCCUUGGUUUCUCUUCUGAAGAAAAUGGCCAUUGACCAUCCAUACCAUACUAUCUUUCAGCUUCUAGCAUUGGCAAAUGGUGACCGUAUCAAGGACAAGCAGCGCAGUAGGAACUCAUUUGUGGUAGAUAUGGAUAAAAAGCUUGCAGCAGAGAAUCUCUUACAAGAGUUAACAUCGUAUCAUGGAGGCAUUAUAAAUCAAAUGAAGCAAAUGGUGGAGAUCUAUAUCAAACUUGCCGAACUAGAAACGAAGAGAGAGGAUACCAAUAGAAAGGUAAUGCUACCGAGAGAAUUGCGUAAUCUUCAACCGCUGGAACUUGUGCCUGUUGUGACGGCUACCUUUCCCAUUGACCGUAGUUGUCAAUAUCAUGAAGGCUCUUUCCCAUAUUUCAAAGGAUUAGGAGAUUCAGUUGUAGUAAUGAACGGUAUAAAUGCUCCAAAGGUGGUUGAAUGCCUGGGUUCUGAUGGUUGCCGAUACAAACAGCUGGCAAAAUCUGGAAAUGAUGAUCUAAGACAAGAUGCUGUAAUGGAACAAUUUUUUGGUUUAGUCAACACCUUUUUACAGAACCACCGGGAUACAUGGAAAAGAAGAUUAGGAGUGCGUACAUACAAGGUAGUUCCAUUCACUCCAAGUGCUGGUGUUCUUGAAUGGGUUAAUGGCACUCUUCCUCUUGGUGACUAUCUUAUAGGAAGCACGAGAAAUGGAGGGGCCCAUGGUCGAUAUGGAGUGGGGGACUGGUCAUUUCUCAAAUGCCGAGAACACAUGGCAAAUGGAAAGGACAAGCGCAAGGCAUUCAAGGAAGUUUGUACGAAGUUCAGGCCUGUCAUGCAUCAUUUUUUCUUGGAGAGGUUCUUGCAACCAGCUGACUGGUUUGAGAAGAGACUUUCGUACACGCGAAGUGUUGCCACUAGUUCAAUGGUUGGUUAUAUCGUUGGCCUUGGAGAUCGACAUUCUAUGAAUAUCUUAAUUGAUCAAACCACUGCAGAAGUUGUUCAUAUAGAUCUUGGCGUUGCCUUUGAACAAGGCUUGAUGCUCAAAACACCAGAACGGGUUCCAUUCCGACUUACAAGGGACAUCAUCGAUGGCAUGGGUGUGACUGGAGUGGAAGGGGUUUUCAGAAGAUGCUGUGAAGAAACUCUUUCUGUUAUGAGGACAAAUAAAGAAGCACUACUGACCAUCGUUGAAGUUUUUAUCCAUGAUCCACUUUAUAAGUGGGCUUUAUCACCUUUGAAAGCUUUGCAGCGUCAGAAGGAAACGGAUGACGACUUGAACUUAAGCUUUGAAGGCUCGCAAGAUGAAUAUGAAGGUAACAAGGAUGCUGCACGUGCACUGAUGCGCGUAAAACAAAAACUCGAUGGAUAUGAAGACGGGGAAAUGCGAAGCAUACAUGGACAGGUUCAACAACUUAUACAAGAUGCGAUCGAUCCCGAGCGUCUAUGUCAACUGUUUCCUGGAUGGGGAGCAUGGUUAUGAUGGAUUCCUUCGUCAUCCUAGUCCCGAAAACUUCGAAUCAUCUUUGUACAGGCGGCCUUUGGAGGUAUCAAGUUUUUUGAGCAUCUCUUUUCUCUUUGUAUAUGUACCCGAGUCAGCUGUACCGGGUGUAGGUCCAUGUAUAGUUCCAUAGGCUCCGAUGUACAGGCCUACAGCUGCUGGUUGCACCAGGUCAACUAGCGAUGUGUCCCCCAUUUGCUGUGCUCGAAAUGUCUCGAAAUGUAGGAGAAAAACUUGGUUGUACCGUCACACGAAGAGAGAGAGAGAGAGAGAGAGAGAGAGAGAGAGAGAGAUCAAAAGGCGUAACAUCUUCUAACACAAGGCCAAUAGCACAAGGCAUGGGGAUUGUUUGAGUUUUUAUCUCUUACAUUGCGUUGAACCAAAAAACAGUAGAAGAAAGUGCCAGCUAGGCGGAUUUAGGAGUGUGGUGACUAGUGAGUACAACUUCUAGUGGUUCAACUCGAAUCCUUGUUCUUCGACCCACAGAGACGAGGACCUUUAUGCCCAUAGCUUCAGCUGGAACCCUCUCUUCUGUCUAUCUUUCAGUUAGAUAACAAAGUCUCAUGUUGGUUAGGGUCUGUUUGGGAGUGAUUUAUAAGAGCGUUAGAAUCAUACUUAAAUUGUUUGGUAAAAAUCCAUUACUUUGUUUGGAUGAGGAAAUUUAAGAAUAUUAAGAAAUUUUAAAAUCACAUAAAUUAAAAAUGACAUAAUUAUGUUA